AUGGGCGAACAAAUAAUCUUCAAUGUCUCUGAGUCGACAACUGACGGGACCUAUAAUGUCACUAUAUGGGUUCCCAAUCCAACCGACUCCAAUCCCAAGAGCCCUACCUCGUGGGUUUCUAAAGGCCCAGUUCCUCGAACAGUCCCAACGGGCAAACAAGCUGCUCCAGGCUUUUUUUUCGAUGAGACCAGCGACCUCCUCCUAAUGUCGUUGUGGAGUUUUAAAGGUCAAGCGGGUGGCGAUGCCACUCCGUUCUAUGCCGCGAGAAUUAGCUCUCACUUGGGCCUGAUCGACAGUGUUGAGUUGCCGGUCAAAGAUACCUUCGGCGCUGUUUAUAUAGGAGGACUCGUUGUUACUUCUUCAAAUGGUUGCGAUAUAAUCAAAAAUGUAACCCCGGAUUAUAUGCAACGUUCCGUGGACAAUUCUUACUGGAUUCGGCAACCCAAUGGGUCAGCAUGGUAUGAGAUUACAAUCACACCGUCGACUACUCCCGGUUCGAAAAAAGGACCUCUUGCAGCGGUGAACGGCCAAUUGAUUUGCCCGACAGCCAUGUUUCCUAACUUCAAUUACGUACACUAUCUGAGCCUCAGGUCGUUACAUGAGGUGACAUUCCGCUACUUCUGGUUGGAUAGCUUUCAACCACAAUACCUACCAACAAGCUCUGGUGGCAAUGCUUACUGUACAAGGACUCAAGUUCUGUUACCUGAGAAUGCUAACCCCAACUUCUGGGACAGCGACUUUUAUCCAAUGGGAUCUCUGGUGACAAGCAACAACAAUUCGAACACAUAUCUCUUGUACAUGUUCUGGGCAUGCGAUUUGACCUCCGGCAUUGGCUAUUAUUACGUUCAAUUGGAAAGCGACGGAUCGCUCAACACUUCUACCGAUACCAUUCAAGCACAAGGUUAUGCAACUGUUCCUGGAACAUCCAAGAUGGAUGCUAAUUGGUUCAAUGUCGUGCAAGCGAUGGGAAGGGUCUUUUGUUUUUGGAGUUCAGGAUCAAAGUGCUUAGGGCUAUCAUCUUCUAUUGCAUCAGAUGGGACUAUUAAAGGUGAUUGGACAUGGGUUCAAGGACCGACAACCGGCCCCGCAACCAAGGGGGUCUUCUCUUGUGUCUCUGUUCCGAAGCCAUGGUAUACAAUGCCCUCUGGCUUGUAA
Fusarium sp. VM40 is the source of this 1155-nucleotide messenger RNA. The record is from the annotation of a GenBank genome assembly. NCBI's taxonomy places the organism in Eukaryota, Fungi, Ascomycota, Sordariomycetes, Hypocreales, Nectriaceae.